UCGGAUUCGCGCCCUUGAUGGAGGGCUGAUUGCCCAUUUCACCGUCGCGCUUUGCCUCGCCUUGCCGCGCCCGCGGCUUGCGCGCAGGCAUAGUGGAAGGAGGUAGAGAAAGGAGAGAGGGGCCAAAGAGCGGGCGGAACAGCAGGGAAGUGCGAACACAUACACACACACACACACACACACACACACACAGAGAGAGAGAGAGAGAGAGAGAGAGAGAGAGAGAGAGAGAGAGAGAGAGAGAGUGGAAGAAAGUCGAGCAAGAUGAGUGCAGAAAAGCUCUGUAACGUUCUGGAGGAAAUGGGAUAUGGAGAUGGACACCUCGAUCCCGACAGUUUCGAGUGGCCGUUCCAAUACGAGGAAACAAGACCGUUGAUGGAAUGGAUGUGUAAUCACUUGAGAGUGACGAACGUGCUGGCUGUCCAAGAGCUGCAAGCAUUCAACCAGGUUGUGAGCGAAGGCAAAGUGCUUGAGGGCGAGGAUUUAGACGCAGCUUUUGAGAGCAUUUCUGCGUUUGAGCCGGGAUGGAGUGCCGCAGAUGCGGUGCUUGGAAUCGAGGAGUCUAUUAAAGACAUAAGGUUAAUUCAAGAGGAGAGCGGUGAUGUGAGGAUCGGAAGGGGGGCCUUGGUCGGGUUUGUCCAUUUGGAGCAAGUCCUCGCGACUCUCGUGGUCGAUAACAAGACAAUAGUAAGCGGAGUCGGGGUGUUCACGAGAUAUGUGAAGGAACUGGUGAGGGGAGACAAGGGGUGGGGUAGAAGGGGGAAGAAGUUUUUGGAGACGGAGGGGUGGAGAGGAAGAAGGCGGUCGGGAGGCACGAUCUUGGCGUUCCAUCCGCAUAAGGUGGGCGGCCCGGAGGUCCUCAAUGGUGAAUUGGGAGGGGUCGAGAGAGGCAAUGUCGAAGUCGUCAUCGGAGGUCGGUGGAGUGGUGUCGUCAGGGGUGAUGUUAUGGAAGAAGCGGGGGCAGGAGGGAGCGGGCGCGAACUGAUGAUGGGGGUGGAGGAGUCGAUCGUGAUGAAGCAUGCGAGAGAGGAGGUCAGCAAAGUGCAUGUCGGGUUCGUGGGCGAGGGCGGUUGCAAGAUCUUUGUGGCAUACUCGCUUGAUGCGGGAGAUGAACGCAAAGUCAUGAAUGAUGGUGGUGGGGAGGUGAUGGGGGAGGGAGCGGAUGUAUUGGACGAAGCGGUGAUUGAGAAGGUUGGCCCAUUAGAGGAAGGAGUGACGCGGUCCUCCAUAGGCGCGGCGGUUGCUGACUUCGGCCAUCCACCAUUUGGCGGCAUUGCCGAGGAGGCGGGAGGUGGCAAUGGGAAACCAGUGGACAAGGGGCAUGUGGUGGAGCUUGAAAGAGUUCUGGAGCUGGGUAAGGAAGAGGAAAACGUCCCCGUGGGGAAGGCCGAAGAAGGGCAUGAUGUCGGCGGAUCGGAUGGAACGGGGGAUUUCCCCUUCGCGGGAAACAAUCCGGGCGAGGGUGUUGAAGUUGAGGUUAUCGGGGGUAGUGUCAUAGCAGGUGUAAUCAAAUUGGUUGUUGUCGUCAAGGAGGUAGUUGGGGGGAAGUUGUGGCUUUGCGUGGUAAACCCCGAAGGAUGGAGAGGAGGGAUGGGGGGUUGGGUGUUCUCCCCGAUGGCUUGUUGGCCAACGAGUUCGCGGUGGAUGUCCGCCAUGGAGUCGUCGCGGAGAGAGCUCAUGUUGAGGCGUGAAGCACCUUCGUCCAUUGGAGAGGACGAAGGCGAGGUGGCGGAGGAAGAUGGAGCAGUGGAGGUGGUAGCAGAGGAUGUGAUAGCGGCCGCGGUGGUGGCGGCGGCGGCGCGUUGGGAGGUCUUGGUUUGGCAUGGUGGCAUGUGGAGAAGGGGGGGACAAUUCCUAUUUAGAAGAGUAGAGCGUCAACAAGUGAUUUAGCAAUGAAGGAAGCAGAGAAUC
Molecule: messenger RNA, 1911 nt
Organism: Chara braunii
Lineage: Eukaryota; Viridiplantae; Streptophyta; Charophyceae; Charales; Characeae
Source: the annotation of a GenBank genome assembly